This is a messenger RNA of Myripristis murdjan (pinecone soldierfish), 1095 nucleotides long. RefSeq names its product transcription factor HES-5-like. Gene Ontology annotation, molecular function: protein dimerization activity. The transcript has 2 exons. The record is from RefSeq and is a predicted model, not a curated record. Lineage: Eukaryota; Metazoa; Chordata; Actinopteri; Holocentriformes; Holocentridae. Bases 42 to 518 code for a protein of 158 amino acids.
UCACUCUGCUCUCCCACAGAAGCCCUGCACUCUCAACCAGAAUGGCUCCUACCUACACCAGAGACUCUCCCUGCUCCCUGCUCUCCACCAAAGACAGGCACAAAUUGAGGAAACCAGUUGUGGAGAAAAUGCGCAGAGAUCGCAUCAACAGCUGCAUCGAGCAGCUCAAGACCCUGCUGGAGAAAGAGUUCCACAAGCAGGAUCCCAACGCCAAGCUGGAGAAGGCUGACGUGCUGGAGAUGACCGUGGUGUUCCUGAAGCAGCAGCUGCAGCCUCAGAGCCCGGCCGCUCACAGGGCCCACAGCGAGGGCUACUCCCACUGCUGGAAGGAGACGCUGCACUUCCUGUCUGCCAACUCCCUGAAGGAAGCCGCGCUCCCGCACCUUCAGUACAUCCACACCGCCCACAGAGCCGGCCAGGACCCGAGCCCCACCUCUGCCCUGUCCUCCCACAGCCACAGCCAGGGCCCCGCCAAGCAGCUGCCCAGCACCACCAAAGCUGUGUGGAGGCCGUGGUAGACUCUUCACAGACUCUUCCUCACAACCGGAUGGGUGUUUACCAUCUUACUUGCUGUAUAGGAUGGAUUUCCACAUGUGUCAAAUGAAAGGACUAUUCUUUUUUAAAAUGAACUUUCUCAUGCUUUUAAAGAAAAAGCUGAAAGAGCAUUUAGAUUUCUUCAUAUUGGAGAAAACGUUUUGAAGGGACACUGUUGUGCUGGCAGUGCUGUUCUGUUUGUGCUCUUCUGUGGCACAGUUGUACUUCAUUAAUCCUCUAUUUUCUAUGAGGAUGUUUUGUAAAGAUAUUGUCUUCACAUGGGUGGUUGCUAAGCCAACUGAAACCUUGCCUUAGAUCUUAUUAUCUGUUAGUCUCUUUAUAUGAUGUUGUUUUCAUAUUCUGAAUGCCUUUUGUGAAGGCUCUGUUGGAACCUCAGCUGUUCCCAAUGAGACAUUCCUGUGUCAUGAAGUGAAAUGUUAGCAUUGUGUGUUUGCAUACACUUGGUAAAGUGAUUGAAUGUGAUCAGAGAGCACUUUUCUUGUAGAAAAGUUAAGCCUUUAAGAAAAAAUGCCUGUAGUCUCAAAGAGAAUCCUGCAUAGU